AAAGCCAAAUUCAAUUCAAUUAAUUUCUCUUGAUACAUCCGCACAGUAUGGGCUAGAGAGAGAGAAUUCAUUUCAUUUGCCCUUGCACAAACAAGAGAGAGAAAGAUGCAUCUAUGGCCAUCGAUGAGGAUCAGGAACUCAUUCAAGCUCGAUUACCUGAAGAAAUUGGAAUGGAACCUCCAUAGAAUGAAGACGGAGAAGCACCAAUCUCCCAACAGUAUCAAUCAAGAGAAACUCUUGGAUAACGAUCAAGAACAAGAUGUUUCUGUCGACCCAAAAACCGAUUCACACAGUGUUUUUACUGGGCCCGUUUUAUUCUGCCGAGAGCUACUCAUGAUCCUCUCUUGCUGCUAUUGUUGUUUCUGCUGUGGAGUUUUUGAUGAGGAAGAAAACUGACAAUACCUCAUUUGGGAGCAUUUCUGGUCAUUGAAUCCCCCUUGGUACAAGUGAGAUUGUGAAAAUAAAUUGAUAGGAAACGAUAUUUUACAAAGCUUUUUAACUGCCUUAUUAGUUGUCUCUUAUCGUGUAAGUUAGUAGUUUAGUUUGAAUUUUACAGGAAACUAUGCUGAUUUUUCACUUUGGUAUCAAAUUUGGGUGAUCUGAUUUACUUA
Cornus florida is the source of this 611-nucleotide messenger RNA. RefSeq lists its product as uncharacterized. The coding region runs from base 106 to 396 and encodes 96 amino acids. The record is from RefSeq and is a predicted model, not a curated record. The transcript is spliced from 2 exons. Lineage: Eukaryota; Viridiplantae; Streptophyta; Magnoliopsida; Cornales; Cornaceae.